Messenger RNA from Balearica regulorum gibbericeps (East African grey crowned-crane), 1135 nucleotides. RefSeq names its product ADP-ribosylserine hydrolase (gene ADPRS). The record is from RefSeq and is a predicted model, not a curated record. NCBI's taxonomy places the organism in Eukaryota, Metazoa, Chordata, Aves, Gruiformes, Gruidae. Gene Ontology annotation, cellular component: mitochondrion; nucleus.
GGCUGCUUAGCCGGGGCGUUGUUGGGUGACUGCCUGGGCGCCGUCUUCGAAGGCAGGAGCGUCGUAAAGCUAUCCGAUCUACUGCGUUUUCUCCGAGGCCUGGAACCGGUAUCCGGGCCGCCUGAUGCCGGGGAACCGGCCGGCAGCGCCCGUAGAGAAACGCUUUCGUACACGGACGACACGGCCAUGAGCAGGUCGGUGGUGCAGUCCCUGCUAGCCAAGCAAGAGUUCGAUGAAGUCGACAUGGCCAAGAGGUUUGCUGAGGAGUACAAGAAGGAACCCAACCGCGGUUAUGGGAUGGCUGUCGUCAAUGUCUUCAAGAAGCUCCUGAGCCCCAAGUGCAAUGAUGUGUUUGAACCAGCCAGAGCCCAGUUUAAUGGGAAAGGCUCCUAUGGCAACGGCGGUGCCAUGAGGGUGGCAGGCAUCUCCCUCGUGUAUUCUGAUGUGCAGGACGUUAAGAAGUUUGCAAAGCUGAGUGCCGAGUUAACCCAUGCCAACUCCCUGGGCUACAACGGGGCCAUCCUGCAGGCCCUGGCAGUGCAUCUCGCCCUGCAGGGGGAACUCAGCAAGGAGACCUUCCUGGAGCAGCUCAUUAGCCACAUGGAGGACGUAGAGGCAGACGAUAAGUCUCUUACUGAAGCCCGAGCGCUGGGAUUUGAGGAUUUACCAUUUUCAAGGCGUCUAAAGAAAAUAAAGGAAUUUUUGGAGCUCAGCAGCGUUCCCAAAGCAGAUGUAUUGUUUGAAUUAGGCAAUGGCAUUGCCGCUUUGCGGUCUGUCCCUACUGCAAUUUACUCCUUCUUGCGCUGUAUGGAAGCUGACCCAGAUAUUCCUGAUCACUACAGCAACCUGCAGAGGACCAUCAUCUACUGUAUCUCUCUGGGUGGAGACACAGACACCAUUGCUACCAUGGCAGGAGCCAUUGCAGGGGCUUAUUAUGGGGAGGAGCAGAUACCCCCAAGCUGGGAGCAGAGCUGUGAAGCUUUUCAAGAGACACAGAAGCUGGCAAAUAGCUUGUAUGAACUGUACUGCCAGCGGCUCUGAGCUCCAAGCGGAGCGUGUUGUCUGAAGGCGAAGUGGGUGGUCACCGUUGCUUCUCUGGUCAGAAGUCUGGCGGUGGAUCCGCACCAUCUGCAGA